AUUUCAGUUGAAACUAAUGAAAUAAAACAUGCAUAUAUGACCAAUAGCUCCCCUAAUUAUCAAUGUUCCGCAACCCUUGGUCACUGAUCGAGAUAUUCGUUUGGUAUAUUCAUGUUUCAGAAUACCUUAGAAUGAAUUUGAUUUGCCAGGUUUCUCGCAUUCGUUGUUGUUCGGAUUGGCCGUCUUUCAUUUAAUAACUUACUGGUGUUAGGUAUGACUUACUGGUGUUAGGUAUAUGGUAUCGACUACUGGUACCGACUAUCGAGCAUAAGUGUGAACAACUUACAUGAAGUAAUGGCCAAAGUUAUCACUGGAAAGUAUCCCUCAAUUCGUGAUUGAAAUUGAGAUUGCUCCUUUGAAUUUGAUGGAAUAUGCAUGAUAUUGUACUUUACUAUUGCCAUUAAACUUUAACAAUGAGUUCCAGGAACAAAAGGACAAGAAAAGAAACUAAUGGUUUGUCUUUGUCUUGUUGAAAUCCAUCUUUUAAAUGCUGCAGUCAAAUUCCCUGCAUUGUACAUGUUGAAUAUAUGUGAUAGCCAAUAUAGACUUUCUUAUUCAUUAAACAUUUCUAACUAUUGUACUUUAGGAGAUUCAAGGAGAUCAAAAAAGGCAAAGAAUGGAGAAAAAUCUAGUUACAAUGAUGAACUUGAGUCAGACAACUGUGGAAGUCAAACUGCUCCAAAGUCAUCAGCAAUAACCCUAACAGAAAAGGAAGCUGAAGAGGAUGAAUAUGGUGGUCGUGAUUAUCGAAAAGUUGUUCAGUUGAAGGUGGAUUACGAAUCACGUCCACUAUGGGUUGCUCCCGACGGACAUAUAUUUUUGGAGUCCUUUUCUCCCGUUUACAAACAUGCGCACGACUUUUUAAUUGCUAUUUCCGAGCCAGUUUGUCGACCUGAGCAUGUUCAUGAAUACAGAUUGACCGCCUAUUCGUUGUAUGCCGCAGUUUCAGUUGGACUCCAGACUAAUGACAUCAUCGAAUACUUACGGAGAUUGAGCAAAACAUCUGUACCUGAUGGUAUAAUACAGUUUAUUAAGUUAUGUACAUUGAGCUAUGGCAAGGUGAAGUUGGUUUUGAAGCAUAAUCGCUACUUUGUUGAAAGUGCUUUUCCCGAAGUAUUACAAAAAUUGUUGCGAGAUCCUGAUGUGGAAAAGUGCAGAAAGCGUGACAAAACCGAUACUAACGAAGGAGCAACACAGCUCAUGUCGUCGACUUUAUCUACAAAAUCUGUAUUUCAGCCUCAUAAGGUGGGAACCAAGGCAGCACCAACUCAAGCAACAACUAGCAUUGAUCAAGAGGAGAAAGCUGAAACUGAUGUAGCCAUCCCUACUGAUAUUACGGAUUAUAUUGAUAAAAUAGAUCAGGACGAAGAGGAUGAAGAGACGCAGUCUUAUUCUUUUGAAAUUGCACAAGAGCACAUCGAAACUUUACAAAGAAAAUGUAUUGAAUUGGAUUAUCCUUUGUUGGCUGAAUACGAUUUUAAGAAUGAUACACUGAAUCCAGAUUUGAACGCUGAUUUGAAGCCAACAACCGUCCUUCGACCGUACCAGGAGAAAAGUUUAAGAAAAAUGUUUGGAAAUGGAAGAGCAAGGUCGGGUGUCAUAGUACUGCCUUGUGGAGCUGGUAAGACACUUGUUGGCGUGACUGCUGCGUGCACAGUUAGAAAACGAUGUAUUGUAUUGUGUACAUCAGGUGUGGCUGUCGAGCAAUGGCGAAGUCAGUUCAAGUUGUGGUCAACGGUUGAAGACCGCCAAAUUUACUGUUUCACUUCUGAUUCAAAAAGCAAACCUGGAGGUUGUAGCAUUGCAAUAUCCACGUACUCAAUGAUAUCUCACAGCGGCAAACGUUCUUGGGAAUCGGAGCAGGUUAUGAAUUUUCUUCAAACUCAAGAAUGGGGACUCAUGCUGCUUGAUGAAGUUCACACGAUACCGGCGAGACAAUUUCGUCGAGUUUUAACAGCAAUUCAAGCUCAUUGCAAACUUGGGUUGACUGCCACCUUAGUCCGAGAGGAUGAUAAAAUCCAGGAUUUGAACUUUUUGAUUGGUCCAAAGCUCUACGAAGCCAACUGGAUGGAGCUCCAGAACAAUGGAUUCAUUGCUAGAGUUCAGUGUGCUGAGGUAUGGUGUCCAAUGACUCCAGAAUUUUAUCGAGAAUAUUUGAAUAUCAAGUCUCGAAAACGAAAGCUGCUGUACGUCAUGAAUCCCAAUAAAUAUCGAACAUGCGAGUUUCUUGUGAAAUACCACGAAAGGCGGAAUGAUAAAGUGAUCGUGUUCUCUGACAAUGUGUUCGCACUGAAAAGUUACGCUGUAAAGAUGAACAGACCGUAUAUAUAUGGCCCUACAUCGCAAGGAGAAAGAAUGCAGAUUCUGCAAAAUUUUCAACAUAAUCCUUUGGUGAACACCAUUUUUAUAUCUAAGGUCGGGGAUAAUUCAUUUGAUUUACCCGAAGCAAAUGUCUUAAUCCAGGUCUCUUCCCAUGGUGGAUCACGCAGACAGGAAGCACAGCGACUUGGUCGUAUAUUGAGAGCCAAAAAAGAUAUGAUCGCAGAGGAAUAUAAUGCUUUUUUCUACACAUUAGUAUCGACUGACACUCAAGAAAUGUUUUACUCGGGAAAACGUCAGAGGUUUCUAAUCAACCAAGGCUACAGUUUCAAGGUCAUCACAAAAUUAGCGGGUAUGGAUGAGGAGAAUUUAGCCUAUGCAACAAAACGUGAACAGCAAGAACUUUUACAAAAGGUUUUAGCCGCAAGUGAUGCUGAUGCAGACGAAGAAGGAGAUAGUCAGUCUAGAUCGGCGUCACAGAACACUGUGCUACGAAAAACUGGUUCAAUGGCAUCUUUAUCUGGAGCUGAUAGCAUGGUAUAUCUGGAAUAUCGUAAACCAACGAAGGACAGGCAUCCUUUGUUUAAGAAACUUCGGAAAUAGCUAGAGGAUCACACAAAAACAUUUGCAUUCGACGAUGGUGGAAACUGUUAACAAAAACAUGCAAACGAAACAGAGAUGAGCUCUGUUGUUACAAAGUAGGAGCUGGAUUGCAAAUGAAAAGAUUACUGGCAUUGAUGGUUGUUGUCACCUUCUGUGUUGAUAAUGUCAUCUAUGGGUUUAACGUUGGUGUUGGAAAUUUCGGAAAGCGUCGAGUUGAAAAGCUGCCUGCAGAUAGCCCAAUGAAUUUAUGCCAAAAAAUUCUAUCGUACUACUUAAAACAGAAGAAUAAAAUUCCAUGGAUAAAACAAGAAGCCCUCAGUAAUUUGGAUUACAGCAAAGAAAAAGAAUAUCUUCGUAAAGUCGAGCGACAAUAUGAAUCGCUUCUGCAUGCUGAUCGAUCUUGACAUGAAUUAUUCACAUAAAUUCGACUUAAAACAAGACAUUAUAAAAAACUUAUUAACUGUUAUAAAAAAGAUUGUAUAAACGUUAUAAAUGAACUAUCGAUAUCUUUAAAUCCGUUACAUUGCCCAUGCAUUAAAGAUUAAAAACUUGAUUUAACUUGUAGAACUUGCAUGGACAAGUGGUACUCGUUUAUAAACAUAAAUAUAACUGUUGCAAAUAAUUGAAAAUUGAUUGGUAAAUUACAAAAAAAUUACAAACUGA
Xenia sp. Carnegie-2017 is the source of this 3585-nucleotide messenger RNA. Its product is annotated as general transcription and DNA repair factor IIH helicase subunit XPB-like. Gene Ontology annotation, cellular component: transcription factor TFIIH holo complex; nucleotide-excision repair factor 3 complex; transcription preinitiation complex. Gene Ontology annotation, molecular function: DNA binding; hydrolase activity; ATP binding. The transcript has 43 exons. NCBI's taxonomy places the organism in Eukaryota, Metazoa, Cnidaria, Anthozoa, Malacalcyonacea, Xeniidae. Bases 451 to 2922 code for a protein of 823 amino acids. The record is from RefSeq and is a predicted model, not a curated record. Gene Ontology annotation, biological process: transcription initiation at RNA polymerase II promoter; nucleotide-excision repair.